Labeo rohita (rohu) is the source of this 3847-nucleotide messenger RNA. It is a transcript of the gene gaa, whose product is annotated as alpha glucosidase. Gene Ontology annotation, molecular function: carbohydrate binding; alpha-1,4-glucosidase activity. Gene Ontology annotation, cellular component: lysosomal membrane. The transcript is spliced from 19 exons. NCBI's taxonomy places the organism in Eukaryota, Metazoa, Chordata, Actinopteri, Cypriniformes, Cyprinidae. The record is from RefSeq and is a predicted model, not a curated record. Gene Ontology annotation, biological process: lysosome organization; glycogen catabolic process. The coding region runs from base 804 to 3575 and encodes 923 amino acids.
ACAUGGCGGCGCCCAGAGAGCUAUCUCACCUCAUGAUCAUCAUGCCGAAUUUGUAAAGUCAUUUAUUAAGUUUUCUGAGUGCGCAACUGCGCAUGUGUUAUUUUCUCCCCCGCUUUGAAGAAGAGCUGCGAUUUAUUUGGGUUUGCGGUUAUGUCACGAUUUGGUCAGUUACCCGGAUGAGCAGUUGAUAGCCUCGGAUGUAAACAACAGAAUAGUUUGCACUGUUAAUGUACUACUGAAUAAGUUGUUCUGCUAAUUCAUGCUGUCUAAACCACAGGAAAACGUGUGGAAGCUGCUAAAUCAUAUAGAGAAGGGCUUAGUUAGGAAAGGGCACAAUAUUUUGACAAAAGUUAAUAGAUGGUAAAGAUACAUACGAGCAGUAUUAAUUAAGAUAUUAGCGUAAUAUUUCACCUACCUGACUGUAAAUGAUAAGAACAAACGAAUGUUGUCAAGAUUUUGCCCUGGAAAUCCUGCUUCAGUUUGGCCAACCAUAAACGCCUUUUAAACAGUUUUUUGCACUCUUCUCCUUGAUUUGUAAUAACUUUUGACAGUCUGUUAUACUCCAAAUGUUUUUCCCGGUCUAACCGAUUAGUACAGCCCAAAACACGACAAUAAUUGACCAUUUCAGCAGCAAUAAUCAGCUUAAUAUGCAACUUUCCUUUGGUUCAGUUCCGUUGUUUUCACUCAGUGCCGCCAAUAUGUCAAUUGAUGACACAUCGUGAAAACACUGUGUUGACAGUAAAUUAUCUUGUUGCUUGGCAAAUCUGUGUUUAAUGCAAUAAUAGCCAAACUAACCCCUUUAAAUGGCCAGGAUUUGUUGUGGGCCUCUGCAAACAUUUGCAGUACUGAUUUCUGUAUUUCUUAUGCUUGUGCAUAAGGACAAGAAUGUUUCAUUUGCCUUUUUACCAUCAGCAGAAUUGCAGCAUAGUUCAAACACCUCAUACAAGAGCAUUCACUUAAGCAAUAAUGUUCCUUUAUCUGCUGAUCCCACUAGUUCUGUCAAAGAUCAGUGUAGUAUAGCCGUGGAGAGCCGUAUCGACUGUGGCCGUGAUCGAUCUUUGAGUCGGGCUGAUUGUGAGGGCAGAGGAUGCUGCUAUGUGCCCCUGCCUCAGUCUGGAUUCAGAGGACCACCAUGGUGUUUCUAUCCAGUCAGUUACCCAGGCUACAAAAUGGGGCCCCUGUUGCCUACAGAGAAGGGCCGGAGAGCCACCCUGACCCGUUCCGCACCCUCAUACCUGCCCCGGGACAUCUCCACACUGCAGCUCGAUGUGAUGGCAGAGACUUUGGGUCGUCUUCACCUCACUCUGAAGGAUCCAGCAUCUCCGAGAUAUGAGGUCCCUUUCAUAACGUCCCAAACCAGGGGUCACAAGGACAUACAAAACCCCCUCUAUGAUGUUGACUUCCAACCAGAUCCAUUUGGAUUUAUUGUAAGGAGAAAAUCCAAUGGCCGUGUUCUUCUGAAUACUACAGUAGGCCCCCUCCUGUUUGCAGAUCAGUAUCUACAGCUCUCCACCAGCUUGGCUUCCUCUGUGAUAUCUGGACUUGGUGAACAUUACACCCCCAUCACGCUGGACCUCAACUGGAGCUCGGUUUCAUUAUGGAACAGAGACAUGGCACCACAUAGAAGUGCCAACCUGUAUGGCUCCCACCCUUUCUUCCUGGUCCAAGAAGGUGAUGGACAGGCACAUGGAGUCUUCCUUCUCAACAGCAAUGCGAUGGAAGUGUUUCUGCAGCCUGGUCCAGCAUUAACGUGGGUGACUGUCGGAGGAAUUCUGGACUUCUACAUCUUCUUAGGCCCAAGUCCUCAGAGUGUGGUUCAACAGUACCAUGAGGUUAUAGGUUAUCCCAUGAUGCCACCCUACUGGUCACUGGGCUUCCACCUCUGUCGCUGGGGUUAUACGUCCACCAACAUAACAAGAACAGUGGUACAGCUAAUGCGCCAGGCCAAGAUCCCUCUAGACGUUCAGUGGAAUGACCUUGACUAUGCAGACCAAAGAAGGGUCUUCACGUUUGAUCCGCAACGGUUUGAAGAUUUGCCCCAAAUGGUUAAAGACUUCCAUCAGCUGGGCAUGAAGUAUGUGCUCAUUCUGGAUCCAGGCAUCAGCAGUGCAAGUCCUCCUGGUUCAUACAAACCCUUUGAUGAAGGGUUGAAGAGAGGAGUUUUCAUCAAAAACUCCACUGGGCAGAUCCUUAUUGGGAAGGUAUGGCCGGGUCCAACUGCAUUCCCAGAUUUCACCAAUCCUACAACACAGGACUGGUGGAUGGACUGUAUCAGAGUCUUUCAUAGCAAGGUACCUGUGGAUGGACUCUGGAUAGACAUGAAUGAGCCGUCAAAUUUUGUGCAGGGCUCUGUGGAUGGAUGUCCUGAAUCUGACUUGGAGAAACCACCUUAUACACCAGUUGUGAUUGGAAGUCAGUUAAACUCAGCAACUCUGUGUAUGUCCGCACAGCAGUAUCUGUCCAAUCAUUACAAUCUGCACAAUCUAUAUGGGCUGACUGAAGCCAUUGCCACCCACAGUGCUUUGUUGAAAGUGAAGAGUACUCGACCAUUUGUCCUGUCCCGGUCGUCUUUUCCAGGACUAGGCCGUUUCUCUGCACACUGGACUGGAGAUGUGCGGAGUGACUGGGAGCAACUGCGCUUUUCAAUACCUGGUGUGCUCCUGUUUGGACUCUAUGGUGUCCCGUUAGUGGGAGCUGAUGUCUGUGGAUUUGGUGGAGACACUACUGAAGAGCUGUGUGUGCGCUGGACACAACUUGGAGCCUUUUACCCCUUUAUGAGAAACCAUAAUGACAAACCCAAUGCGCCCCAAGAGCCAUAUGUAUUUAGCCAGCAAGCCCAGGAUGCCAUGAGGACUGCGAUAACAAUGCAAUAUUCUCUCCUGCCCUUCCUCUACACACUGUUCCAUCACGCACACUCCUCCGGCAGUACCGUGGCCCGUCCUCUCUUCCUUGAGUUUCCCACUGAUCCAAAUUGCCAGUCCAUUGACAGGCAGUUCCUGUGGGGGAGUUCACUGCUUAUCAGUCCUGUUCUGGAAGAGGGAGCGCUGGAGGUGACGGCCUAUCUUCCCCCGGGGACUUGGUACAGUCUGCACAAUGGUGAAGCAUAUUACAGUAAAGGCCAAUACAUUCUGUUCCCUGCUCCUUUAGACACCAUUAAUGUCCACGUGAGAGAGGGGAGCAUCAUCCCACAGCAGCUUCCUGCUUUGACCUCUACAGCAUCUCGCAGAAACCCUUUCGCCCUAAUCGUGGCACUAUCUGAGGGAAACUGGGCUAAAGGAGAUCUCUUUUGGGAUGAUGGAGAAAGUCUGGACACUUUUGAACGUGGAAAUUAUUCAUAUGUUUUCUUCUUUGCUAAAGAGUCUUAUGUGGUCAGUAAGCCAGUCAAAUUAAAUGGAUCGCUCAAUCGUUUGGUUCUUGGAGAAGUACGUGUGUUUGGGGUUCAGACUCCUCCUACAGCUGUGUGGGCCAAUGGGCAAAUAGUUCAUGACUUCUCAUACAGCUCAGACACCAAGGUUCUUACAGUGCCUGGUCUGGAGUUACCCAUGACAGCCAUGAUCACAGUACAGUGGAGCUGAUGGGAAAUCUCUGCUGUAAUACUGUGGUGCAUAUACUCUGUGCUAUUGCAAUUGCAUAUAUGAUGCAUAUUAUCAUUAGCAGCAUGUGUCUGCUGUAUGUUGCAAUUUAAAUGUUGUUGCUGUAAAAUAAAUGUUUAUUUUUAUUAAAUGUUCUUAAUGUUUUAUUGUUGUGUGACAGUGAUAGAAUAAUCAGCAUUUCAUAGAAUAGAAUCAUAGAAUAAUCAGAAUAAUCAGCAUUUCACAUAACCCGUAAGUUUUCUUUAUAUUUUUUU